GAGCCCUCUGAAAAAAUAUGGUGGUCGAUUUAAUUCAUUGUUUCAAAACUUGGAGAUGAACCUAGCGUCGCUUACAGUAGCCCAUCUUCGUGAAUUCUGAAUUGAACGAAGACCUAUUUGUUCAAGAUGAUGGGCGGAUCGGGGCGGUCCGAGGAGUACAUAGGGCUGCCCCAGAUGGAGUCCCGAGAGGACAUGAAGCGAGUAGUGGAUCAGACUGGACAAACGCCCUCGAGUGCUACUGCUGCUUUCCAAGGCUCCUCACCUGGCAUGCUUUUCCUGAAGUUCCUCCUGUACCACGUUCCGUUCUUCAUCUUUUUGACGUACUUGUGGGCAGCCGACGUGACCUUGCCCGGGAGAUGUGCGGACGGCGUGUAUGUCUUGCCGUUGACGAUGACGGCGAUAGAGGCGAUGCCAUGGCACCGUUUUUUGUCGCCGAAAUCGUUGCAGUACGUUUUUCCCUUAUGUUGAGAAUCUCAGUUUGUCACUGUUCUUAGUCACUGUUAGAAUGUUGCUCACAUCUCCUACAGCAGGUGCUUGAAAUUUUCUAUGUCGACCCGUAACUCACUUCAUCUCGGACUUUCUUUCGUAUCAACCUCAAAAUCCUCGCUACUUUCAUACCCCCUCCGUGUCGCUUUACCGGUACGCCUCACGAUCGUCUACCUAGCACAAAUGUGCCAUAUGCACUUGCUCUUCGGCAUGUAUGGCGCAGAACACCUGACAGCAGAAGAUGUGACUAGAGCGCGCAACAAGGCAAUAGGAGCUGCCAACAAGUCUAUCACCCAUCUACGUGGACGAGGAACACAAACAGGGCUUGCUCUGAUAGUUACGGGUACCGCCACCCCAUCGUGGUCUACGACAUCUUUUAGCCCCUUUUCACUUGUAAAGAGCCAAAAGAUGAUGUUCAAAAAGAUGGGUUCUCGCGGCACCUCUAAGAUAGAUGACACCGAAAUAAAGCAUGGAGGUAGGUCGACAUCAAGAGGAGACCACAAACAUCUUCAAAGGGAAGAAGAGGACCAUAAAGAUCUAGAUCGUAGUAGUUCUAGCUCUCAUGAAGUCCAGGAAAGGAUACCUUUUCCGGGUGCCGAUCCGGUACCGCCGAGUCCCUUAUUGAAGACGAUGAGCGUCAUCUUGCCAUGCGCAGGGGAAGGAGAAUAUUAUGAGCAUUUACUUGAUCUUAUAGUCUAAAUCUAAGACCCAGAAAUUGUUUUUGAUGAUGUGAUUCUUCAUGUUUGUUCUUUUCACAAGAAGAAAAUCCCGCAUCCUCUCAAGAAAAAGCAUCUUCGUCUUCCCUUAAAGAAUGCAGGCUCUAAAUCUUCGCAAAAAAGACUGCAGAGUCGGUCUACAAUACGUGGAACCACGCUAAAGGAGACGAUCCUAACGACCCGCACCCAACACUCCAAGAAAUCGUGGUAGUAGACGAUGGGACACAGCCGAAGUUGGCUGAAUCGUUUCUGACGGAGGACGUGCAGAAGAAAUAUAGUAUGGCUGCACUAUAGAAUUUAGAAUGAAUUAUAUCGAAUGGUCCCAAGAAUCAAUGACAGUGUGUGACUUUAUAGAAGUAUAUGAGACAGUGUGUGACUUUAUACAUAGAAGUAAGUCACAUAUUAGAAAGACAGCACUGUAUGUAAACAUAGGGUCCUUUUUGCUCGCUAUUCUCACUCUUGAUCCUCCCUUUUUCUGUCCAUCCUCUUUCAUCCCCCGAAUCAAGGUCGUUCGCAACGACCACACAGUUGGCCUCAUCAACGCAAAGAAGAUCGGUGGAGAUCACGCAUCAGGCGACAUCUUGACCUUCUUCGACUGUCACGUAGCGCCACAAGGUGACUGGUACGAGAAAUUCUUUGAGAGUAUCAACGAAAACUACAAACGCAUUGUGGUUCCGUCAAUCACGGCGCUUGACGUAGGAACAUGGACGCAACAAGGCAACGGCGGGAAUGGUGUGGCCAAGUGCUAUUUGACCUUUGAUGCAGAUUUCAAAUGGUUCGAUAGUAAGGACAAUUACGUCCCACUCCUUAGUGGAGGUUUGCUUAGCAUGUCGAAGAAGUGGUGGGAGGAGACGGGCGGAUACGACAAGCAUAUGGAAGGUACCAUUGUUGAAUGAACUUUUUUCUUUUCAUAUCAAACAAAAAAAGGUACUUAUACUUAAAAAUCGAAAAAUUUGCUUUAGAUGGUAAACAAGCAAACAAAGUUUGAUCCUGAUCAUUUCUAACUUCAUCUACAGCUAACUUUAGAACAAGUAGCUGUGGAGUGAAAAAAUCGAUUCUUGCGUAUCAAGCUGGUUCUCUCUUAUUGGCCAUUUGAUCAGGUUGGGGCGGCGAGUACUAACAUUCAUUCUUGGAUCAGAAGGAAAACAAGAAAGGAAUGCUUGUGAUCAAAUUCCAGCUACCAAAUACCAAAACCGUCCAUCUCUCCCCUUUUGGAAGCAUUCACUGUUGUUCUUGAGGAAAGCCUCCUAUUACGGCAAUCCUCAAAAUUACAGUGAAUAGAGCUGCUCUAGCUGGUUCUCUCUUCUUGGCCAUUUGAUCAGGUUGGGGCGGCGAGAACAUCGAUCAGUCUUUGCGAACGUGGCUUUGCGGUGGUGAGAUGGUAACGAUACCAGAGGCGAAAGUUGCGCAUAUGUGGCGUCUUGGGAGUGACGCGCGAACCGCAAGACACUACUCUGUACCAGGAAAUGCAGUGUCUAAGAACAGGUUUAGAGCAGCGAAAGCGUGGAUGGGAGGGUACUUACAAAGUUGUAUAAUGAUUGUUUGAUCCCGUCUCUUAGUUACAUUAGAUCAAAGAGUAAUGAUGAUAACGAGAAAAACAAACAAUACCAAUGCACCUCAUAACAUCAACAGUUACGCCGAAAAAAUGGAAAACGGUCAGUUUCACGGCUACCAAGGGCCGCCCGGUUGGUAUGGAGAUUUGUCGAACUUGCUGCAAAUCAAGAAGAACAACAACUGUCGAGAGUUCGGAUGGUAUCUGAACCGAUUCCGCAACGUCUACAUUGACGGGGGGCUGAUCCCGGAAAAGACCUUCCUCAUAGAGGUGUCGAAUAGCGACAACCUGAAUGGAAAGAAACAUUAAGGCAGGACGAUAGGCUUCUACUUAAGUAAAUACAUUUUCCUAGAACGAUUAUGUGUGAAUGUUUAUGAUAGCAGUACAUAGCUUGCUUCCUCAAAGUAGAAUGAUUAUGAAUGUUUAUGAUAGCAGUACAUAGCUUGGUGCUUCCUCCGAGAUUGCUUCCUCAGAGACGAUUAGGUGUGGAUGUUUAUGCUCCUCAGAGAGCUCUUUCAUUGUUGAUCUUCCUCUCCUCGUUCUCUAACACGGAUGCCUCCGCUACAAGCGUGGACCCGGUACCAGCGGCGACGGUAACGGAGAGGUCGGCCUCCGUGCCUGCGACCCCAAAGAUGACCGACAGAGGUUUCAUGUCGCGAAUUUCAAGCAAGGAUUGCGAGCCUGGAACACCGAUCAGUGCCUGGUGGAUAGAGGCUCAGUCCACGAAAGCCAUGCUGACCCAUCGGUGAUCAAGACGACAGUGUUAUGAUGAUGGCGAACAUGUUUGUGUUAUUUCAUGUUACAAGUACGACUGUACACUAUUUUUUUAUGUUAUGAAGAUAGUUACAAUAAAAUGAAAAAUCCUUUGGUUUUCAACACGGACGAGAAAAAGUGCCAGUUUAUUUUACCUCCUCAAGAUCAUGAGAUGUACAACAAAACCGAGUCUUGGUCCCCUUUCAUACUCCUGCAACAUUGCUGGCCAAGAUCAUAGCCAGGUCUUCGUUUUGGACGAAAAGACAAACAAAUUGAGGAUUACGCAUGGUUGCUGGGGAGGCGAUGGGACUAAGCUGGAUGCGGCAAACUGUGAAAGCGACAAGACGGUCUUCACAAUGCUCGAUAUGGCGGAGCCGAUAGAGCGACAGCUCUUUAGGGAACAGGGAUACAACUGA
Amoebophrya sp. A25 is the source of this 3923-nucleotide messenger RNA. Lineage: Eukaryota; Dinophyceae; Syndiniales; Amoebophryaceae. The record is from the annotation of a GenBank genome assembly.